ACCAAGAUCUGGCAUCCUUGGAGAAGCUACAGUAAAUGUGACCAGUUACAUGAGUUCAAGUGCUGCUGUUCCGCUUUCAAUCCCACUGAAUAAGUGCAACCACGGGACAGUCUUGCAUGUAACUGUGCAGUGUCUCACACCAAGAGAACAAUUAAGGGUUCGAGAAUCAAGAGAGAGACACCAAACAAAGAUUCUGAAUCUGAAUGCAGACAAUGAUGAUGCAGCUGUUGAGUCUAAUGGAUCUAAUCAUUCAUAUGUACAGAAUGUUGAAUCUCCCUCCAGUGGAGAUUUGGACUCUACCUCUUCUUCUCCUGAAGUUGAGAGUAGGGCAACAAGUUAUUCUGGACCUGGUUCUCAUGGAAGUUGUAACUCUGCUGAGGGGUUCAUAGGGAGGGCGGGUAUCUCUCAUAACAGCUCUUUAGGAGAUGACGGACCCGGACGAACUGGAAAACCUGAUUCAGUCAGUUCCCAGAAAAAGUCAUCCCUCUGCUAUGUUCCUUUUUAUGAUUCUUCUCAAUCAAAUUCUUCAUUCAAUUCCCAGACUACGGGCCCAGGGAAUUUGCAUUGUUUGCAAGAGCUUGGUACUUCAUCUUCUGGUGUGACCAAUGCUUCUAAGAUCCAUCUUGAUGCUGCAGAAGACAUUGUUGAGGAACUUCGGGCAGAAGCUAAGAUGUGGGAGAUGAAUGCUAGGAAAUUGAUGGUUGAUUUGGACGUGUUGAGGGCAGAAUUCUCAGGACAGUCUAAGAAUCUGGUAGAUUUAAGAAUGGAGCUUUCAGAUUCAUGUGCAGAACGUGAUAACUUGAGAAGAGAAGUUGAACAACUGAAGCAGUCAUUGGAGGACCAGAUGGUGAAACAGAAAGCAUUGGAGGAUUCAUUAUCUCAAGGUGAAUUUACUCCCAAAGUAGAGAAGGCCCUCAAAGAUGAGUUGAAGUCUCAAAAAGAAUCCUAUACCAACUUGUCUUUGGAAUUGAAGAGGAACCAGGAAGCAAAUCUUGAGCUCGUUUCUGUUCUCCAUGAGCUUGAAGAGACCAUAGAACAGCAGAAAAUUGAGAUAGGAAGUCUUUCAGCUUCAUCAUCAAAAUUGAAUGAUCUCCAGCCAGAACAAUUGGAGGAACUAAAGGAAAGUCUUAUGGAUAAGGGGCAACAACAAGAAGGGGGUUCGGAGAACAAAAGGCUUGACAUUGAAAGCGCAGAGAAUACUAUCAACAAGACCCUUGUCGAUCUUGAAAUGCAAUAUGAAAGCAAAUUAUCUGCAAAAGAGGCAGAGAUUUUAAAUUUGAAAGCAAAGUUGUCUCAGUCUCUCAAAGAAAGUUGUAACACAGAGAUUGUGUCCCGAAAUGGAGGUGAUGCAGAUCUGAUGAGAGAAAUUGAAGUUUUGAGAGAAAAAGUUCAAGAGCUAGAGAUGGAAUGCAAUGAACUGGCAGAUGAAAAUCUUGAGCUCUUAUUCAAGCUUAAAAAAGUGAAGAACAAUUCAAGAAAGGGAGCAUGUGAGGAUUUGCUACCACACAUCUCAGAUGCAUUCCAAGCACUCCAUUUAGAAGACAUGCUCGAAGCAGGAGUCACUGGCAAGGUUAAAAAUAAUGAUCAAAUUUCAAUUCAAGAGCUCCAGAGUUCAAAAGCUGCUCUUGAAAUCAGAAUGGCAGAACUGAGUAACGAAGUAGCUGAUAAAAUAUCUCAGAUGGCAGAUCUUGAGGCUAAUUUGUUGUCUAAGGAAAAGGAGAUUUGGGUUCUGCAAAAGCGACAGAGUGAGUUGGAAGCGAAGGUAUGCCAGUUUCAAAAUGAAAAAAUUCAACUAGAGGAGCAUAUGGAGGUCAUGUUGAAAGAAAGAGAUAUCAACGCUAAAUGCUUGAAUGAUUUGCAAAAUGAUUUGGGAAUUCUUUGCAGGAGCGUGGACUCCCAUGUCUCUGCCAAUGAAAUUCUCAGAAGAAAAUCGUUGGAGCUUGAAAGUGGAAAACAUAAACUGGAGCAUUACAUAUCAGACCUAGAACAGGAAAAGGAACAAUUGGCAAUGCAAAUGUCUGUUUUGGAAGCUCAACUAAUUUAUUUGACAAAUGAGAGACAUUCUAGUCUAUCAGAAUUGGAGAACUCCAGAUCUCACGCCAAAAUGCUUCAAGAAGAGAUUAUGAAGAUAAAGUCUGAGGUGGAUUCUUCAAUAGAAGAUUUGAAAGAAAAUAUGAAUGUGAAACAAUAUCAGUGGUCAGAAUCUCAACAAAAUGUGAAUAUCUGA
Molecule: messenger RNA, 2227 nt
Organism: Prosopis cineraria
Lineage: Eukaryota; Viridiplantae; Streptophyta; Magnoliopsida; Fabales; Fabaceae
Exons: 4
Coding region: 50-2227 (725 amino acids)
Source: RefSeq, a predicted model, not a curated record